This is a messenger RNA of Maudiozyma barnettii, 1602 nucleotides long. RefSeq names its product pseudouridine synthase PUS1 (gene PUS1). Gene Ontology annotation, molecular function: RNA binding; pseudouridine synthase activity. The transcript has a single exon. Gene Ontology annotation, cellular component: nucleus. The coding region runs from base 1 to 1602 and encodes 533 amino acids. Gene Ontology annotation, biological process: tRNA pseudouridine synthesis; mRNA pseudouridine synthesis. NCBI's taxonomy places the organism in Eukaryota, Fungi, Ascomycota, Saccharomycetes, Saccharomycetales, Saccharomycetaceae. The record is from RefSeq and is a predicted model, not a curated record.
AUGUCUGAAGAAAACUUAAGACCAACAUACGAUGACCAACCAUCUGAAGACGCUUACAAGAGAGGCCCUCAAUACAAGAUGACUCAGGCUCGUAAAGAAGAUAUCGAAGGUAAUGACAAAGAAAAAGAGAGUGACGAACCAGAAAAGAAGAAACAACGUGUUGGAAGACCACCUGAGCUAGAUGCCAAUGGUAAUCCAAUUCCUAAGGAACCAAGAAAACCAAAACGUAAAGUUGCUGUCAUGGUCGGAUAUUGUGGUGCAGGAUACCACGGUAUGCAAUAUAAUCCUCCACAUCCAACUAUCGAAGAUGCUUUAUUCAAAGCAUUUGUUGAAGCCGGUGCAAUUUCAAAGGAUAAUUCAACUGAUUUAAAGAAAAAUGGGUUUAUGAGAGCCGCUAGAACUGAUAAAGGUGUUCAUGCUGGUGGUAACUUGAUCUCUUUGAAGAUGAUUAUCGAAGAUCCAGAUAUUAAAGAAAAAAUUAACAAAGCAUUACCAGAAGGUAUUAGAGUAUGGGAUAUCACUAGAGUUAACAAGGCCUUUGAUUGCAGAAAGAUGUGUGGUUCUCGUUGGUACGAAUACUUGCUUCCAACUUAUUCUUUAAUUGGACCAAAACCAAAUUCUAUUUUAUACAAUGAUAUUGAGGAAAGUAGAUUAGAAUUGCCUGGUAUUCUAGAUGAUGAUGCUGAAUCCAUCGAAUUUUGGAAAAAUUUGAAGAAAGAAGUUAAUGAAAAAUUCACUGAAGAACAGAUCGAACAAAUUCAAAACUAUACGCCACCACCAAAGGAUGAAUUCCUAGAAUCAGAAGCUACCUACCAAAUGGUUAAAAAAUAUAAAGCUUUAGAAUAUGCUCAUCGUAGAAAAUAUAGAAUCUCUGCUGAAAAGUUAGAAAAAUUCCGUUCUGCUAUGAAACAAUACAUCGGUGCUCAUAAUUUCCAUAACUUCACAUUAGGUAAAGAUUUCAAAGAUGCAAGUGCAAUUAGAUUCAUGAAAAAAAUUAAGGUCUCUGACCCAUUUGUAAUUGGUGAUGCGAAGACUGAAUGGGUAUCUAUUAAGAUACAUGGACAAUCCUUCAUGCUACAUCAAAUCCGUAAGAUGAUUUCAAUGGCUGCUUUGAUUGCUCGUUGUGGUACUCCUGUAGAGCGUAUAAGUCAAGCAUAUGGUCCACAAAAGAUUAAUAUUCCAAAGGCCCCUGCUCUUGGUCUUUUGUUAGAAGCACCAGUAUUUGAGACGUACAAUGAUAGAUUGGAAAAAUUCGGUUAUACUCCAAUCGAUUUCUCUAAAUAUCAAGAAGAAAUUGAUGCAUUCAAGAUGAAGCACAUUUAUGAUAAAAUUUACAAAGAAGAAGUUGAUGAAAAUGUUUUCAACGCUUUCUUUGCUUAUAUUGAUAGUUUCAACAAGGUCACUGGAGCUCAAGGUGAAGAAAGCGAAGAUAAAAAGGGUAAGAAUGUUCAAAAGAGUAUAUUUGAGUUUUUAACAGCCAGAGGUAUUCCUGACCUUGAAACAAAUGAAAAGACCAAUAAAGUAGAUGGUAAAAUUGUUGAUAAAUCAGAAGAUAAAGAAAAGAUUGAAUCUACCCAUACCACUGUAGAUGCUCAAAAUUAA